UUCACAAACUACUACUACCAAUCAUCAGCAUAUAUAAAACAACUCAAUCCAUCUCAACUCUUCACUUCUUCUCAAUCAUCUUUCAAUCCUAAAAACAAAUCGCAAUGUCAUCCUUACCACCUUAUGCAGUCACCAACAGUCCAUUACCAGUUCUGAUCAGUAAACCUUUAGAUCUCAACAAACAAGCUAUCGAAGUGCCAGGUAGUCGUAAACCGGGUCAAACGGGUCAUUUUCGUAAUGCAUUGUUUCCUGAUUUCACUACGGUAGAAGAACCAGGCAAAAACUUUCCAAAAACAGAAUAUGAAUCAUUUAAUCAUGGAUUAGGGGUAGGAUUCGAUAAACCUUGUUUAGGACAUCGACCGAUCAAUCCGACAACUGGAGACUUUGAACCAUAUUUCGUUUGGCAAACUUAUGCUGAGAUUGAUAAACGUCGAACUGAGUUUGGUAGUGGAUUGAUCAAGUUAAGGAAAGAUGGAUUACUUGGAUCAGGUGAUUUGUCAGGUUGGACCGUAGGUAUCUGGACUCAAAACCGACCUGAAUGGCAAGUUUGUUAUCAAGCUUGUGCAGCUUAUUCUUUAGUGGUCGUAUCACUUUAUGAAACACUAGGACCUCAGAUUGUAGAAUAUUGUAUCAAUCAUUCAGAUACAAGAUUAGUUAUGGCUUCGGCAGUUCAUAUUCCUAACCUCUUGACCAAUGCGACGGCAUAUCCUGCUUUAAAAGUCAUUGUGUCGGCUGAUCCUUGGGAUUCUUUGGAACCUCUACCGAAGCCUAAAUCUGGAUCGAUUGGGGAUAGGAAGAAUGCUUUGAAACAGUGGGGAAAACAACUUGAUAUUCUCGUGCUCGAUAUCUCUGAACUUGAAGCUAUCGGUAGAGAAAACCCAUCGGCACAUAUUCCACCAAGUCCUUCCACUACAAUGUCGAUUUGUUAUACUUCUGGUACCACUGGUUUACCAAAAGGAGCUAUCUUAUUACAUCGUUCAAUGGCUGCUUCAGCUGUUUCUAACUUACAUGGCAAUACAUUUGUGGGCGUUGAAGAGAUGUAUCUGUCUUAUUUACCUUUAAGUCAUAUCUUUGAAAGGUUUUUACAAUCUACUUGUUUUGCUAUUGGUCAACCUAUUGCUUUUGCUUGUGGUGAUAAUUUGAGAUUAUUAGAAGACAUCAAGAUCGCUAAACCCACUCGAUUUGUUAGUGUACCAAGAGUUUUGAACCGAAUCUAUCAAGCAGUAAAUGCACAACUAGAUCAACCUGGUUUUAAAGGGUUCUUGGCCCGAAAAGCUUUAGCAAGUAAAUUAGAUCGAUUAAGAUCAACAGGAUCGAUUUAUCAUCCUUUUUGGGAUCGAAUCGUCUUUAGUAAAGUUAAAGAAGCUUUAGGUGGUCGAGUUAAAUUGAUUGCGAGUGGUUCGGCUCCUAUUGCUCCUGAAGUCUUGGAGUUUCUUAAAGUGGCUUUUGUGACUGAUGUUAUUGAAGGUUAUGGGGCUACUGAGAACACGGGCACGACUACUAGGUGUUGGGCUGAUGAUCCUGAACCUGCUGGAACUGUUGGAGCACCACAAGUGGGUGUGGAAUUUAAAUUGGUGGAUGUACCUGAUAUGAAGUAUUUUUCUACUGAUAAACCUUAUCCACGUGGUGAGAUUUGUGUAAGAGGAGAAGUUUGUAUUCCUGGAUACUUGAAUGAUGAAACGAAAACUAAAGAAUUGAUUGAUUCAGAAGGAUGGCAACAUUCAGGUGAUAUUGGAUUAGUAGAUGAAAAAGGUAGAUUAAAGAUUAUCGAUCGAAUUAAAAACUUAUUGAAACUAUCGCAAGGAGAAUAUGUUGCAUUAGAAAAGGUUGAAGGGACUUAUUCACUUAACAAUCUGAUUGCUCAAAUCUUUGUUCAUGGUGAUUCAUUGGAAUCUCAUUUGAUUGCGGUCAUUGUACCUGAUCCAAUCACUUUUGGUCCAUUUGCUAGUAAAGUAUUGGGAAAACCUAUUGAGGGUGAAUCAGAGAUGAAAUCAGCAUGUGAAGAUAAGAAGGUCAUUGAAAGGUUUUUGAAAGAAUUGAAUUUAUCGGUUUCGGAAAAGUUGUUGGGAUUUGAAAAAGUUAAACAAAUCUAUUUAACUUUAGAACCGUUUACGACUGAAAAUGAUUUAUUGACUCCUACACUGAAAUUAAAAAGGAAUGUCGCUAAGGAAAAGUUUGGGAAUGUGAUUAAGAAGUUGUAUGAUGAAGCAAGAGGUGAAAUAAAUAAAUCUAAGAUCAAAUUAUAGAUUGAUUUGUGGGUCGAAGGCUGUGAUAGGGGGUAUGGAAAAGUGUAGGAGUAAAAUGAGUUCAGAAUGAGUUUGGGUAUGGAUUGAAUUGCGGUCAGAAUCGGAUUUUGGGUUUUUGUUUGGUAUAAGGGAUUGCGGGAUGAGAAAGGUGUAGGUUAAGUUUGGGUGUAGGUUUAAGGUUGGGUGUAGGUCUUACUGUAGGAUUGUUUUUUUUGUGGUGUGGGUGGGACACUUGUUGUAGGGUUUGGUUCACAGUUUUGUUUUAUUUAAAAACAUUUCUUCAUUUCAGUUUUUCUUUGUCUCAUUUUUUAUCUCAGUUUCUAUUUGACUCAUUUUUUUUCUCAGUUUCUAUUUGUUGGUUUGAGUUGAUGAAGUUUUUAGUGGGUUAAGGUUUUUCUUAGUGGUUUAUGAAUUUUGAUGAAAUUAUGUGUUUCUUGAUAUGUUUUGUAAGAUUUGAAAAGAUGGUUUUUUUUUCUG
Molecule: messenger RNA, 2723 nt
Organism: Melampsora larici-populina 98AG31
Lineage: Eukaryota; Fungi; Basidiomycota; Pucciniomycetes; Pucciniales; Melampsoraceae
Exons: 12
Coding region: 105-2246 (713 amino acids)
Biological process (GO): long-chain fatty acid metabolic process
Cellular component (GO): membrane; endoplasmic reticulum
Molecular function (GO): long-chain fatty acid-CoA ligase activity
Source: RefSeq, a predicted model, not a curated record